CAGUUGACUCCAGCACCCGCUCAGCAGAAGACGGACAGCAAGGGUCAAGCAACGUUUGGUCAACCUACUGUGAGCGCAACCAAGUAGGUGGAAUAUGAACAUAAGUCUUCUUGUGCCCGUGUUCCUGCCUCUUACUUGAUAGCUCUUACCUCAGCCCUUAAUGAACGUUAGAGUCAAAGAGAAGCUCUCUUUACUUUGUACACCAUUUCUUAGUUCUGCUACUCGGCAGUUUUAAUUCCUUCCUAACGGCGCCUCUAUUAGUGGGACCCCUAGAGUUGGUCCCUGCCUUUCCUUAGUCAUUUUAUUUGACUUCCUAUAAGAUAGAGAACUUCCUAAAACAGACACCUAGAGUUGGUCCCUGCCAUUCUUUAUUCAUUUUUUUUUUACCCUCUUUAAAACGCACACCUCCCUAAAACGAACAACAAGCGUCGGUUUCUGCCAUUCUUUAGUCGUUUUCUUUGACUCUCUAUAAGAUGGACACCUCCCUAAAAUUCUUAAAGUUUGUCCCCGUCGUUCUUCAUUCAUUUUCUUUGAUUCGGUAGAAGACGGACACCUCCCUAAAACGGACACCUAGAGUUGGUCCCUGCAAUUCUUUAGUCGUUUUCUUUGAAUCUGUUUAAGACGGACACGUCCUUAAAAUGGACACCUAGGGUCGGUUGCUACCAUUCUUCGUUCAUUUCCUUUGACUCUAUAAGACGAACACCUCCCUAAAAAGGACACUAAAUGCCGGCAUACACUUUGUGCCGAUCAAAAAGAUAUCCAUCGACUUUAAGAGCCCCAACUUUGGCAUUUCUUAGGAAAAAACCUCUUCCUCGGUCAUAAUUUAAGUCUGUAAAAUAUCUCGCGGAAACGUGUGUUUGAAAAUCAGGGGAAUGUAUGGAAUAAGAAUCAAAGCCCUGCUUGGAAGAACUGCAUUGGAUGCGCCUACGAUAAGCGUGAGGUGAGUUCUGUGAAGCAGGUUAACACACAUUUCACAAUCACGCACGGAUUUGGUCGAGAGCUCUGAUUUGUGAGAGUUUAGACCUCCGAAAUGGCGUCAAAAUGUUUAAAACUUUAGUGGAACUGCGAGUUGCACUCCAGUUGUUUCAUUGCAGCGUAUCAAAGAUGUUCACGUUAUCUCUGUGGUCUGUAAGAGUAAAGUCAAUGGAAAAUUGUUGUUUAUUCGCCAAAAUAUUCAAUAUUUUGUAUCAAUAGAGAUGUUGAACGUGGCAUUUAAAGCAAAAGGAAACGGUAGAGAUCAAAUCGGCUAUUGAAUUCGCUUUUGCCAUUUUCGGUGAAUAUGUUGCAUACGUUAGCGCUAGCGUUGGAAGAAGUCGGACGCGUCAAAGCUACUUGCGAUCGCUUUUCUCAAGUUGGUGCUUUUGAUACUGUAAUUUCCUGUGGUACCUACCCGCUUUGACUAGCUGUAGCUAUUUGCGGGUAGUUACAUCUGCACUGUCAUAUUCUAAUGAUAAAGUUGUUGUUGUUGUUAUAUGUUUUGCAUUUCAGAGUGGAGCCUGACCCAUCAAAGGCUGUAAAUCUUAACGUCACGUUUGAUUCUAAUGCGCCGUGUGUCGUUGGAGAGUUGUUACCAAGUAAGUCAGACCAUUAGAUUGACAGUAGUCUGGUAGGACUAUUGCGCAGGCAAGUGUAUCCCAAGCAAGCAAACGGGUUUCCAGUUUUGCUGUCAAAACUUGCGCUUUCCAUGGGCUGGAUUUCCGCCGCUAUCUCGGGUCCGGUCGAGGUCGCAAGCUCAUUACGGAUCGAAGCUUAAGCAACGACGACGGCGACGUCGACGAGAACGGCAUAAAACAAUAACGUUUAGAUUGGUAAAACAACAACCUUGCCCGUGCGUCAGUCCUUUAGAAUUCAACUCCUGAAAAAUUAGCCAUCAUUUGACAAAUUAAAAGAGUUGGGUUAAGAGCAAUGAAGUUUGAAACAGCGCGAAUUCACUUUUUGGGUGACGUUUUCUCCAACGUUGCCGUCGUCGUUGCUUAAGCUCCCUAGUUACCGAACAGCGACUGAUCAUCGAGUCUAGACUACGAGUAGUCCCCAUUUUUCCUCAGGGAUAGUAGAGAGAGCGAAACGCGAGCGCGCGUGAAAAUCACCCCACGCGAGAGAGGCGAGACGGGGCUAUUGACGGGUUAAGACUGCAUUGUAGGUCAAAUACUUUGUCUAGUGACUCUGCAUUUUAACCAUUUAAUCCCCAGUAGUGACCAAGAUCCAUUUUGUCCUAACAAUAUCAACACAUAAUCAAGAGAAACGGUUAUGAGAAUUUAUAUAAUGAUGAACUAAGGGAAAAUGCUUUGAUUUUUUCUCCACUUUCAGCAGCAUCUGACUGAUGUUAGCUAUAGGGAAUUCUCAUCCAAAACGGAAAGUGAUUUGCAAGGACUUGUUCGAUUAGCACCCUCUGGGAUUUCAGACCUACAGGGUGGCAAUUCUCCCAACUAAGUCUUAAGGGAAAUGUAUGGAGAUCAGUCUGGAGAAUUUGUGGGUGGAUAUCGAGGUUUAAUACAAUUGGCUAUGUCUUUCUAAGCAUUGCGCUCAGCAUUGUGACCAAAUUCCAGGUGUUUGGAGAUCUAUAGGAUUUUACUUUAACCUGAAUCUGAGUUCUACCAUACAAAUUCAACUUUAAAGCAGUUUGGCCACGUAAGGACAUUGAUAUAUUGAACACUUUUACCUGAAAAUUUGAUUGACUCAUUCCUUGGGUGGGUGUUAGCAUAACAGGUUCAGGUUGGGGGAUGUUUUGUCCCCCAAACAAACCUACUGUCCUGCGUUUCAGCUGUUUCAGCCCAUGUCGUCGGAGAGGACGAGGCUGUAAUGAAAGCAGCAAGUGCUAAGGACAUAGUGUUGAAGAUAUGGCACUCUAAGGAUGGCCCAGUAUCAGACAAGCCGCCAGCCAGGGUAUGUUAUACUAGCCUGUUUUCUUUCACAUCACAUAGUAACUGGGUUUCACAAUACAUACACUGUAAGUGUCAAUAUUCUUAG
Molecule: messenger RNA, 2967 nt
Organism: Porites lobata
Lineage: Eukaryota; Metazoa; Cnidaria; Anthozoa; Scleractinia; Poritidae
Source: the annotation of a GenBank genome assembly